Penaeus monodon (black tiger shrimp) is the source of this 990-nucleotide messenger RNA. RefSeq names its product protein O-mannose kinase-like. Lineage: Eukaryota; Metazoa; Arthropoda; Malacostraca; Decapoda; Penaeidae. Gene Ontology annotation, biological process: carbohydrate phosphorylation; protein O-linked glycosylation. Bases 1 to 990 code for a protein of 329 amino acids. Gene Ontology annotation, molecular function: phosphotransferase activity, alcohol group as acceptor; carbohydrate kinase activity. The record is from RefSeq and is a predicted model, not a curated record. Gene Ontology annotation, cellular component: endoplasmic reticulum membrane. The transcript has 2 exons.
AUGUAUGAACCAGAUUAUGCAGGCUGUGAAGCUGAGAUUGUACAAAAUGUGCUUUUGGAACUACAAUUUCUCAUUAAUUUUCUUCAUUUUAUUGAACUCGUUAUCUCUAAAGAAGCCUGUGAUUCAGGCUUCUUUAGAAUUGGAGAUAUGAAAGAGUGUCACCCAUGGAUAACUUGUAGUGAUAUAAAGGACAUGGCAAUAGGGGAUCUUCUUGGCUUUGGUGCUGUGAAGCAGAUUUACCAGUCAUCAUGGAGGAAUCAGGCUGCUGUGGCAUAUGUUUACAUUAACAACAGAGACUAUUUGGAAGAUUUCAAGGCAGGUUUAGAUUUUCUGAAAGGCAUUGGUGCUAGUAGGUUUCUGAUUCAGUUAUUGGGCUUUUGUGAGGAAGCUCAUGUAUACAUAACAGAGUAUCAUUCCUUAGGCAAUGCUCUAAACAUGCAUAAGGUAUUUAGUGAGAGAAAUAUUGUUGGCCUAAAAGAGAGAUUUCAUUUAUGUAUAGACUAUGUUAGUAUACUAGACUUUUUACACAACAGUCCUCUAGGCACAAGAGUAAUGUGUGAUUCGAAUACACUGAAUAAAACCCUAGAGCAGUAUCUGAUAACUUCCUCCCUCAGCCUGAUUUUGAACGAUGUUGAUGCUUUACCGCAAGUGGGACGUGAAGGCAUUAUUUGUGGACACAGGGAGAUCAGGGGAGACUUUGUGGCACCGGAACAGAAAUGGCCAUACGAUGGAGAGAAAUUCACGGAAGGUCGAAUGCCCCCUUAUAGUGAAAAGGUUGACAUUUGGAAAAUUCCUGCUGUGUGCAAUCACUUUUUAGGGAAGAGUGAGGAGGCGAGAAUAUUCCGAUACCAUGUCUUUCCAACUCACAAAAAAUGUCGGGAGAAGAGGCCACAGGCUAGGCCAUCAGCAAGAGAGGUUUUACAGUUGUAUGAGGAUCUUUUCCAAGGGUAUUUCAAUGAAAGCCCUUACGGUACUAAAGAAGAAUUAUAG